GACCUGUGUACAUGCAUAUUGUUAUAUGGUAGUGUUUUGUGGCUUACCAGGCCUUCAAGACAAAGAUGAUUCUGCCAGGAGGAUCUGGAUCUGGAUCUUGGAUAUUAUUAUUUUCUCACACGUGGGGAAUGAGCGCGCAUGCGCAUUACAUACACAGGAAUAAUUAAAGGGUGUGUCCAAAGAGAUCAAUUUCACAAAUGGCUACUGCUAGCUAGCUGUUUUAACAGAUAUUUUCUGAGUAUUGUAGCUAACAAAAAGCUAGCGCUUUAGUGCAAGGCUAACUCAUAUGUUGAAUAGAAAGUUUGUGCGGACAGAUGAUGCUAUGAAAGAUUCUGAAGAGACUGCAACAGCCUUCAAUGUGAGUCAAACUAGCCAUAACUCGAGAAAGAAGCUUUAGUUUGCAAAUCCACGAAUCAAAAUCCAAGAGAACGUGGCUAGAAGCCUAUAGAAGCUGUUAGUUUUUGUCGCAUUGCAACCGUUGAGCAGUUACAGCUGGAACAGACACACAGACACACAGACACACACACACACAGUCAGCUUUACCGUAUCCCUCGUGCGGCUACGCCUCGAGGCAUAAUUAUUACAUGAAGUAGGUUUCAUCAUCAAGUGACGACUAUUCUUGGCUUGUCUACAAAAUUAGCACGUCAUCCUCAUGAUUAAUCAUUCUAAUAUUAGCCAAAUAUGAAUACUGUUCGUAGGAAAAUGGGGAAACCCACAACCAUUGACUAACCUAUAUAACAGCUGACUGGUAUAUAGAAGUUGACCAGUGAAAAGAAAAAGAGAGAGAAGAUGGCAAGGAACAAGGACAUCACAUUUGAUGAUGCUAUGAGAGUUGUGGAUGAGCUUGCAAGAGAAAUAAAACAUCAUAGACAUGGCCUGAACAGAGUCCAGGUGCUCAAGGCUGGCUCCCUUGGUCAGUACACAGCCAUUCCAGGCAACUUCGAUGUGGACCUAGUGGUCUACUCAGAGAGUGUGGAUCCAGACACUGUCCUGAGUGAAGGAUAUCGUACGCCUCUACACAAACUGCGAAGCUUUUUGGGAGGUCUACGGAGUGUCAUGCUUCAAACACCACUAAAAAUGUCUGUGUCACUGAAAUACAAGACAUAUGACCAGCAAGAUCGAGAGCUAUCGAUAGACGUUGACGUCUUGGUCAGCCCAAAAUGGGAGAAUCCAGCAGAUCUCUAUGACUACCUGAGGAAAGCCAAACAAGACGGAGCAAAACCUGCCCAAUUAUUUCGAUUCUCAGUGAAUGCUUCAAAAUGGCAAGUUGCAUUUAUUGAAAAGCAGGAUGAUAAAGCUAAAGAACUUAUUCGCCGUGCUAAGGCGUGGAGGAACAAAGAAUGGCCUGAGGGGAAGCUAUGUACUGGAAGGCCAAAGAGUUAUCUCAUCUCAAUUCUGGUGCUUAGAGCUUAUGAGCUGGCAUUGAAACAGCACUAUGGUGGAACUAUUGAGCAACGAACAACAGCCACUUUGAAGCAGAUAGUGAAAUCUCACCUAACAGCGGAUAUCUAUUGGGUUGACUACUACAAACCAGGGGACUACCCAGACUUGUUUCCAGCCAGGCUCCCCCGUAUCGUUGACCCUGCCAACCCGGCCAACAACCUCCACAACACAGGCAUAAUCGGAGGCAGCACCUACACCUCACACUCGUACUACGAGCAGGGAGACGGCAAUUGGACGCAGCUGGUUGGAAAAAUUGAGUCUGUCGAUUUGACCAAAACUAUUGAACAGAUACAAGCCUAAAUUACGUUUUUAAACCACCGAGCACAGACUUAGCUAUAACAAAGCACCUUUUUGUAUUGUGUAUGUUGACAUUAGCCGUACAGUCAGUUAGUGCAUGUUAACCUGACCUUUAAUUUGUUUGACCAUUUUGGUAGUGAGUUUUUUUAUCCGCA
This is a messenger RNA of Halichondria panicea, 1895 nucleotides long. RefSeq names its product inactive 2'-5'-oligoadenylate synthase 1B-like. The record is from RefSeq and is a predicted model, not a curated record. The transcript has 7 exons. Gene Ontology annotation, cellular component: membrane; cytosol; nucleoplasm. Gene Ontology annotation, molecular function: double-stranded RNA binding; 2'-5'-oligoadenylate synthetase activity. Gene Ontology annotation, biological process: regulation of ribonuclease activity. Lineage: Eukaryota; Metazoa; Porifera; Demospongiae; Suberitida; Halichondriidae. The coding region runs from base 790 to 1743 and encodes 317 amino acids.